Molecule: messenger RNA, 7407 nt
Organism: Trichoplax adhaerens
Lineage: Eukaryota; Metazoa; Placozoa; Uniplacotomia; Trichoplacea; Trichoplacidae
Exons: 55
Biological process (GO): cell-cell adhesion
Cellular component (GO): focal adhesion; ruffle; cytoskeleton
Molecular function (GO): integrin binding; actin filament binding; structural constituent of cytoskeleton
Source: RefSeq, a predicted model, not a curated record
UUUGACAGCUCAUCCAUUAUUUACGAUGUCUGCAAGUCUAUUUAUGAAAAAUUUAGUGAUUACAACUUAGGUCCAGAAGCUGAUUAUGGUCUAUUCUUAGCGGAUGAAGAUCCUAAGAAGGGUAUUUGGUUAGAUCCUGGCCACGCCCUAGAUUUUUACAUGCUAAAAAAUGGGGAUCUAGUCGAGUAUAGGCGUAGAAUGAGACCCUUGAAAGUAAAAAUGUUGGACGGAACAGUCAAGACUGUCAUGGCUGACGACAGUCAUCACGUUGGACAAUUAAUAAAGUCCAUUUGCUUAAAAUUAGGUAUUCAAAAUUCGGAUGAGUUUUCCCUUGUUGUAGAAGAAGUCAACGAUGAGAUAUCGAACAAAACUCAAACGAAAGAUAAAACUAUCCAACGAGACCAGAAAAAAUUAGAUCAACUUAUCAAGAAACUGCAUACGGAUGAUGAAUUAAAUUGGCUCGCUCAUGAGAAAACAUUAAGAGAACAAGGAGUUGAUGAGUCGCAAACUCUUGUACUUAGACGGCGGUUUUUCUUUGCUGACUCCAACGUCAGUACUCUAGAUCCUGUUCAGUUGAAUUUGCUUUAUGUACAGACGCGUGAUGAUAUUAUUAAAGGCACGCAUCCGGUAACCUUUGAAGAAGCUUGUACGUUUGGUGGUCUGCAAUGCCAAAUUCAAAUUGGUAAUCACGAUCCGUCAAAGCAUAAGCCUGGAUACGUAGAUUUAAAACAGUACUUGCCUGCUGAAUAUGUAAAAAUGCGAGGAGCAGAAAGAAAGAUACUUUCGGAACAUGCAGAAUUAGGUGGCUUGUCAGAGUUAGAGGCAAAAGAACAGUACGUCAAGCAAUGUCGUGCACUUAAAACCUAUGGUGUUACUUUCUUUGUAGUCAAGGAAAAGAUAAAAGGAAAGAAUAAAUUAGCUCCACGAUUAUUAGGUAUAACACGAGACAGCGUUUUGCGAGUAGAUGAAAAGACAAAAGAGGUUCUAAAGUCAUGGCCUCUCACAACCAUCAGAAGAUGGGCAGCAUCAGCGAACAGUUUUACGCUUGAUUUUGGUGAUUACUCGGAUUCCUUCUAUUCCGUACAAACAAAAGAAGGAGAGCAAAUUUCUCAAUUAAUAGCCGGAUAUAUUGAUAUUAUUAUAAAAAAGAGGAGAGUUGAAGGCCGUCAGUUAGACUUUGAUGAAGAAGGCGCAGUAAUGGAGGAUUCUGUAUCUCCGGCUAGUGCAACAGUAAUUCAACAAAGGCAGGGGAACUCCGCUCAUUCUGAAUCUCAAAGUGUCUCAGUUCCUGGUAUUGUUGGGCAAGGCGGACAAGCUCCGCAAAGUCUUAUUAUGGGCUCAGUUCAGCAAAAUGCGCAUAUAUCUUCCAAAGAAAAACAUGCACAUCAAUUACAUGCGCCACAGAGUCCAAAAGCAGCCUUUUUAAGUAAUAUUUCGGCUGGUUUCAUGGCAGCAUCUGCCACAACUGCAGCAUUAGAUGAGCCAGCCGAGUUGCCAGAUCUUGGUUCAGAUCCGGCAUCUUUACAGUGGAAGCGUAAUACCCUUCACAUAUCUCAAGAAAAUGUCAGAGCAAACAUAGCUGCAAUUAAUGGAUCCGCUGCUGCAAUAAUACUGUUAACAUCAAAUCCUGAUAAAGAAAUUGAUUAUACAGCCAUUGGCUCUUCCGUAACAACCAUUUCGUCAAAUAUGAAUGAUAUGGCCAAAAGAAUAAAAAUGAUUGCCGCUUUGCAAGACGAUGAGUACAGUGUUGACUUGAUUACAGCAACUAAAGAGUUAGCUUCUGCAUUUGUAAAACUGCUAAAAUCAAGUCAACCAGAGAGUAUGGAAUCGCGGCAGAGUUUGUUGGAGGCAGCUAAUGAUGCCGGAAUUCAUAGUAAAAGGAUCCUAACGUAUAUGGGGGAUAAGACCUUAAACGAGCAAUUUCAUGAGGAUCUCCUUAACGCCGCUAAAGCUGUAGCGUUGGCUACUACUACUUUAAUGAAGCAAGCGAAGAAUGUUGCGUCCAAUUCUAACGACCCGUCUCUUCAAGAUACCGUAAUCAUCACUGCUAAGAAUGGAGCCAUUUCUUCAUCGCAGCUUGUAACCUGUGUCAAAAUUCUUAGUCCCACAUUGGAUUCCCUACUUUGUCAGGAGCAACUUUUUGAUGCUGGUCAAAAUGUGAUUAAAGCUAUAAAUAACGUUGUUGCUGCUUGCAAGAAUGAAAGCGUAGACGAAGAUUUACAGGAAGAUGUUGACGAGGCAGCUAACCAAGUUAAAAUCGCUAUUGAUAACCUUAAUAACUUUGUAAAGGGAAACUUAUCAAGCAGUAAUGAAAUAAGCAAAUACGAUGGAAUUUGUGACGUGAUAUUAGAUGCCAGCGAGAAAUUGUUUAAUAGCGUUGGUAACGCUGUAGAAAUGAUAAAACAAGCUAAGAUGAUGGCCCAGGGUGCGUCUGAUCUCGUAAAUUCUAUCAAACUGGAGGCAACAGAAGAACAAUACGAAGGGGACAGACAGAAAUCGUUGCUUUCUGCAGCACGCAUGGUUUCGGAUGCAACUGGUCAAAUGGUUGCUGCCGCUAAAGCUUGUACGCAAAGACCAAAUGAUCCAGUAUUACAGCAAGAACUUAAAAGAACUGCUGAAAAUUUGAGAUAUUCCGUAAAUGCAGCUUCAGGAAAUGCCCUUAUAAGAAAACGAAUAUUCGAUCUAGAAAUUGCCGCAAAGCAGUUGGCGAUAUCUACAAUGCAGCUAAUUGCUGCAGCUCAUGGAGUUUCUACGUCCAAUAGAAAUGAGAAUUCACAGAAAGAUCUUGAGGCUAAGUGCAAGAGUACUGGCGAUAGCUGUGCUAAGCUUAUUGAAGGUUACAAUAAUAGUGCUGCUAAUCCGAAUAAAACUGGAUAUUUACUAGCCCUUAUUAGUGCCAGUGAAGAAAUGAUACAACCUGCAAGUGACCUCAUUACAUCAGCAAGAUCAGCUAAUCCGCAUGUAAAUAAUAUGGCUGCCGCUAAUCAGUUGUCAGCUUUUACGAAAGCCACUGUUACUGCAUUGAAUGAUCUCAAAACAGCUUGUAAUAAGGCCUCCGAAGUUUGUGGAUCGGUUGAAAUGGAUACCACCUUAGAAGUUGUUGAUUCCUUAAUUGAAGACCUAGCAGCUAUCAGAGUAGCUGUAGAUGCGAAGAAAUUAUUACCGCUACCUGGAGAGUCGCUGGAAGCAUGUACAAUGGAAUUAGGCGCUACCUGUAAAUCCCUAGGAUCUGCGAUGGCACAAUUAAUAACAGCUGCUACACAAGGGAACGAAAGCUAUACAGGUUUGGCUGGACGUGAUAUGACCAAUUUACUACGUGCAUUAACCGGAUCGGUGCGAGGAGUUGCAGCAGGAUCCGAUGACGUUAUUGAACAAGCAAAGAUUAUUAAUAAUGCUGAUGAAGUAUUAAGGAAGUCGAAUACACUUUUAAGUAACGCAAAACUUCUUGCCUUGAACCCUGGCGACCCGAACCUAAAAACAUUACUGCAUGAGGCUGCUAAGGAUAUGGCCAGUGCUUUAACUAAGUGCAUUGACUGUUUACCUGGUCAAAAUGACGUCAACACUGCUAUUGAUUCUAUUCGUGACUCUUCCAAUUCUUUAAAGGCCAAUGUAAGACCCAUUUUAUCACUAUCAAGGGAUAGAAGCCUUCAAGACUGCCAAAAUAAAUUAUCCACAAUGGCGGCAAGUCUCAACGUACUCGCUAAUGAAGUAGUUAAAGUAUCGACAAAUUCUUCCCAGGAACUUCCCGAUUCAGCUAAGAAAUUUGCAGCAAUGCAUAGCCGACUACUAUCUACGGGUUCAGACGUAGCAGGACAUUUUGACGAUAAUUUAGAGCAAGAUAAAAUUGUUGGAAAUUUAAGAAACAUUUCUAAGUCCUCCAUAAAUCUGCUAUCAACUGCAAAGUUGCACUCUAUGAACCCUUCUGCACCGAAUAUUAGAAACGAAUUAACCGCAGCUGUUAGGGCUGUUGCGGAAGGUAUCAAUAAGCUAAUCGAUUCAUGCACAAAGGUAUCAUCACUUGGUGCUAAGGAAUGUGAGAGGGGAUUAAGAAGGAUUCAGGUAAUGGCCGGUGUCAUUGACAGCCCUAAAGAACCCGUAACAGAUGCAUCUUACUUUGCUUGUCUUGAAACUGUUGUCGAAAAGUCGAAACUGUUGGGAGAGACUAUGUCUUCUGUCAAUAACCAUGCUAAGAAAUCCGAAGAACCUGAAUUUAUUAAUGCUGUCAAGAUGUCUGUGGAUCUCAUGUGCAUACUACUUGAAGCAGCUGCACAGGCUGCAUACCUAGUUGCAAUCUCUGAUCCAAGCAGUAUUGCUGGCAAGCCUGGAUUAAUAGAUCAAGCAUACUUUGCCAGGCUUAAACAAGCAAUCAUUCAAGCAACUGAUACUGUUGCCAAAACAGAUAGUACUUCGGAAGAAUUAUUAGUAGCAGCUACUGAAAUUGCGAAAAAUUCUACUUUACUUUGCACGGCAUGCAAAGAAGUCUCUGUAAAAACAAGCAAUCCAGUAGCUAAAAGACAAUUUGUACUCUCAGCUAAAGAUGUUGCUAAUGGAACAGGAAACGUUGUUCGAAGUAUCAGAAAUCUUGCUGCUGCGUACUCAAAUGAUGCGAAAGAAACGUGUAUUGCGGCAACUAGACCAUUGGUAGAGGCUGUGGAAUCUCUAAUAUUAUAUGCAUCGUCUCCUGAGUUCGCCUCUGUUCCUGCUAAAAUCAAUACAAAAGCUCAGGAAGCCCAGGUACCCAUAGUUACUGCCGGUAAAGUGAUUGUAUCUACUGGUAGCACUUUAUUUAGUGCAGCGAGAGACCUAAUGUUUGACGGUGAGGACAAUACCCAGCCUUCAAAACUUUCUGGCCACAUCAAAGGCGUUCUUUCUGCUAUAAAACAAUUGGUAGCAGCAAUUAAAGAAAAAGCCCCAGGACAGCAGGAAAUUAGUCUAGCACUUGAUCAGAUCAAUCGAUGUAUAACAGCAAUUAAUCAGAAUGCCUUACUGGCUAUCAGUGGCAUGUUAUCGCCUCAGGAAGAUGCUACACUUCAGGCUCUGCAAGAUCGGAUGACUGGGUUAGUCAAUGAAAUGCUAUACUCUGUUGAUGGCUUGGCUACAGCUGCUAAAGGAGAACCUGAAAAAUUGGGUCACCAGGUAACAUCCUUUACCAAUUUUAUUGAGCCUUUAACAAACGCUGCCAUUGGAGCGGCAUCAGUAAUGAAUAAUCAAUCACAACAAAGGAAUUUGCUAGAUCAAACUAAGACCGUUACUGAAGCUCUCUAUAGCUUGAUGUCGGCGGCAAAAGAAGCCGGAGGAAACGUCAAGGCAUCAAAUAUUGUUGAAGCCAAGCCAGAGCACUCUUUUGUGGAUUAUCAAACACGAAUUGCUCGAACUGCUAAGGCUAUAGCUACUUGUAGUCAGGACAUGGUAUCGACAAGAAUAAAAACCUCAGUUUAUGAAGUGGGAAAAUCUUCAUUAGCGCUUACCAAGUUAUGUGGACUUGUGGAGUCUGAUCCUGAUGAUCAAUCCUUAAAAAGAAAACUAGCUGACAGUGCUAGAAGUUUAGCUGAGAAUGUUUCCUAUUUAAUGGCUGCAAUGCAAUCGGGAUCAAGAGGUACCCAGGCAUGUAUUGAUGGUUGUACUAUACUUUCUGGUUUAAUUGGUGACCUGAGUACAUACAGCAUGUUUGCCUCUGCUGGGACGCUCGAAAGUGAAGUUGAAAAUGAUUCUUUUGUAAAUUACCGAGAUGAAAUCUUACUGGCCGCAAAAUCUUUGGCUGAAGAUUGCUCAAAACUGACUGCCAGCUCGUCGUUUACGCAGGAGCAGCUUGCAGAUGAUAUUCAUAAAAUUAUUGAUCGAAUAUCCUGUCUUAGCAACAGUAUUAAACUAGGAGCGUCUGCCCUCCCAGUAGCUGAAUUGGAUACUCAAGUUAUGCUCUUAAACAGCGCUAUGGAUGUAGCAGUUGCUUUAAAUAAUCUCCUAAAUGCGACCAAAAGUGCAUCUGGAAAGCCAGAUUCAGAUCCUAGUUUCGCGGAAUUGAAAACGAAUGCAAAGAGUCUCGUAGAAUCAGUAUCGUCUUUAAUUAAAACGGUGACGACUGUUGGAACAUCCUCAGCGCGAGGCCUAAGAGCCCUAGAAUCAACAAUAAAUGCAAUUAGCCACGAAUUGAAGUCAAUCGACAAACCACCUGAAAAUUCAGAGAGAAAAGUGACUCCGGAAGAUUUAAUCCGUAGUACUAAAGGAAUUACCGUCGCCACUGCUAGGGCUGUUGCUUGUGGCAAUUCUGGUAAACAAGAGGAUAUUCUUGCGGCUGCGAAUGCUGGUCGACAAGCUGUAUUCAAUAUGAUUGAAAUGGUCAAGCUUGCCGCACUCGAAUGUAAUUUGGAUGUUAAAACGGAUCUCAUAAGUUCAUGUCAAGAUUGCGUGAACUACUUCUUGAAAUUAUUGCAGUCUUUAUCGCAGACAUUAGAGAAUCCAACAACUGAACGAAAACAAAGUUUACCACUACAAUCAAGAUAUGUUGCCUCAGCUGUUAGUGAAUUAGUUAGAAUCGCUCGCGAAUUGAAAGGAAAUGAUUAUGUGGAUCCUGAAGAUCCAGCUACUAUGGCCGAAAAUGAGCUUUUAAAUGCUGCGGCUUCAAUCGAAAUGGCUGCUAAAAAGCUGGAAAAAUUGAAGCCAAGACAGAUGAAAAAUAGUGCGGAUGAGUCAUUAAAUUUUGAGGAACAAAUUAUAGAAGCAGCAAAAUCUAUCACCUCUGCUACUGCAUUACUUAUAAAAUGUGCUACAGUUGCUCAGAGGGAGCUAGUAGAACAAGGAAAGAUAAAAGAUAUUAAAGGUGGUGAAUCUACUCAGGAGGAAUCUCAGUGGUCGGAAGGCUUGAUUUCAGCUGCACGUAUGGUUGCAACUGCAGUUGGAGCUCUUUGUGAUGCUGCUAAUGCGGCAGUACAAGGAAAUGCAAGUGUAGAACGCCUUGUUUCAUCGGCUAAGGCAGUGGCUGCUUCUACUGCUCAACUUCUUGUAGCAUGUCAAGUUAAAGCUGACAAAGAGAGCAAAUCGAAUGCUAGACUUCAGAAAUGUCUAGCGCUAACUUUGAUUCUUAUUCAGGCCGCUGGAAAUGCUGUAAAAAAAGCAACAGAUAGUCUGGUUAAAGCCGCUAAGGUUGCCCGUGGUGAUCGCAAUAGUGAUCCAAUUGGUCAACCUGUAAUAGUUAAUAAAAAGCUAGUUGGAAGCUUAGCCCAAGAAAUUGAGGCGCAAGAAGCGAUUUUGAAAAAGGAAAGAGAAUUAGAAGAAGCAAAGAAAAGGUUAGCUGCUAUUCGUAAAGCGAAAUAUCACCAUGAUUCACAAAAUAAGCCUGGCAAGGGUAGCGAAACGCCUGAGACGAGUGGAAGUAGUAGCAGCGGAUUGGAUGCCUUUGGAUCACAGUAA